AUGGUGGUGAUGGGCCAACUCGAAAGAUUCGUUGACGGACUCAAAUCGAAGCUGAAGCUUUUGAAGGCGAAGAAGCCAUACAACAAGAUGGACAAGACGGAGAGCAUGAGAGUCGAGAUCAGAAGCAAGAGAGCUCAGAAGCUCAUAGCGAAAAAUCUUAAGCUCGUCGAUUCGUUAGGCCUAAUAUCGGAUGCUUUGGACCCGCCGCCUCUACUUGACUCGACCCGAACCGAUAUUAAAAACCAAACACGCAUUAGUUCACGACUCGAGGGGGUUGGUCACGCGGGCGAGCUCCGUUCUUAUCCGCGCGGGGCCGAAACCCUCCCCCUCCGUCCCCUCGGCCACCACCACCUCUCCCCCUUCCCCGAUCAUCCUAGGGUUUCAUCCUCCUUGAAGAUGAACGCGCUCUUCGUCUCCAAUCCCCCGAGCUCCUACUCCCCGCCAUUUCACCGCCCGAGAACGUAUCAAAAGGAGGCGAGGAGGGUGUCUUUUGUGGGGUUUCGAAGCCCUAGAUGCACGAUGGACCUUUCAAUAGGUGGCGGCGGCUAUAAUUAUGAGAAUGCUCCAAAAUUUUCACGAAUGAAUGUUUGGGAUCCUUACAAGCGGCUUGGUGUUACCCGUGAUGCUUCUGAGGAGGAAAUCCGAGGGGCACGGAAUUUUCUUCUAGAACAGUAUGCAGCGCACGAGGCAAGUAUGGAAUCUAUUGAAGCUGCGUAUGAGAAGAUACUUAUGAAGAGCUUCAGGGAGCGGAAAAAAUCCAAAAUCAAUCUUAAAAGCAGAUUGAAAAAGAAAGUUGAGGAAUCGCCAUCAUGGGUGCAGACAUUGCUCAGCUAUUUUGAGAUACCGCCAGCGGAUGUUGCUUUAAGACGGUUGUUCCUUUUCGCUUUCAUGGGAGGAUGGAGUAUAAUCAAUUCUGCUGAGACUGGACCUGCUUUUCAAGUUGCUCUUUCACUCUUGUCAUGUAUCUACUUCCUUAACGACAAGAUGAAGAAUGUUGUCAGAGCAUCAUUAACUGGAUUCGGCGCACUUGUUGUCGGCUGGAUUGUUGGUUCAAUACUUGUUCCGGUGGUUCCAACAGCUAUUUUGCCGCCAACUUGGACUCUUGAGCUCCUUACCUCUUUGGUAUCUUAUGUUUUCUUAUUCUUGGCCUGCACAUUUCUCAAGUAAUCUCUGUUAGUUUCCUCUAACUCGAUUUACGAAUUUUUGAGUAGUUCUGUUGUAUUCAGUUGCCACCAUUAGUAGUGCCAUAGUCAACAAAUUAGUAGUAAUGCAGCCUACUAUCGCAUUGUGGGAUGAUUAUUUGAGCUACUUAACUGAAUGAAAUUCAGCUUUUGCCUCUUUAAAUCCGUUA
This is a messenger RNA of Ananas comosus (pineapple), 1351 nucleotides long. RefSeq names its product protein CHAPERONE-LIKE PROTEIN OF POR1, chloroplastic. NCBI's taxonomy places the organism in Eukaryota, Viridiplantae, Streptophyta, Magnoliopsida, Poales, Bromeliaceae. The record is from RefSeq and is a predicted model, not a curated record. Gene Ontology annotation, cellular component: chloroplast membrane. The transcript is spliced from 6 exons. The coding region runs from base 1 to 1167 and encodes 388 amino acids.